AUGCAGUCCAAUUACCCACUAAAAGUAGCAAAGAUUAUCCCCACAAUAAGCCUUUUGAUUCUUCCUGCAGCCGUGUAUGCACCUUGCUGUAACUUUUUACCAUGCCAAAGUUUUGGACCUUACCAGUUCCCUUCUUUGCUAAAUAUAAGCACUGCACCUCCCAACUCUGGGCUAAAUAUCUUGGUGUCCAUUAGAAUGACAUCUUCAGUAACGUCUUCUUUCGAAAGACCCCCAAAGCUACUACUUCCUCCAAUGCAGCAAAGACAGGAGAUCCCUUCGUUGAGAAAUCUCAAUCUCCCCACACCAUUCGUUCCAAACUACCACCUCCCCCCAAUGACCGCCCCAGACCAAAUGCCUCCAUCUCCAUAUGGACGGAUGUCUGUUCCCAACUCCUCGCACUACUACUCGCCGCCAAUGUCCAAAUACCCUUCCUUCCCGCUCCCAUUGAAGGUUCAGUCUCCCCAGAUUCCGCAGGUCCCUCAUCCGCCUCACCAGGUGGGCGGGCCUUCCCAUCUCCCGGCCCCAACUCCGUUCCGCUCUCAAUCGCUCAGCAUCGACGGUGAGAUUUCCUAUCCCUCGCAAAGACCAAAAGACCACCCUUCUCCAUCAACAGAGACCAACAAGCGCAAAAGAAGAAAGGCCCACGAGGUCCAGAGACUGUACAAGUGCAACCACGAAUCCUGUCAAAAGGCGUACGGCACGCUAAACCACCUCAACUCGCACAUCAUGCUGCAGAAACACGGACAGAAACGGUCUCCUUCGGAAUUCAAGGACCUACGAGAGGAGCUGAAGCGUAAACGCAAGCUGGAACGGGCCAGCUCGCGCUCCAACCUCGAACGCGAGGGUCAAAGCUCGGUCGGCUCGCAGGACCAGUACCAGCAAGCCGAUCAUUUCAAACAGCCAACCUCAAGAACAUCCAGCUACGACAACUCGCUGUCAAAAGACCAAUAUUACCAUCUAAAUAUGCUACCCCCAUUACAACGCCAGAACUUCCCACCUAUGCAAUCGCAGCCGCGGCUCUAUUGA
Ogataea philodendri is the source of this 1026-nucleotide messenger RNA. RefSeq lists its product as uncharacterized. The record is from RefSeq and is a predicted model, not a curated record. The transcript has a single exon. Lineage: Eukaryota; Fungi; Ascomycota; Pichiomycetes; Pichiales; Pichiaceae. Bases 1 to 1026 code for a protein of 341 amino acids. Gene Ontology annotation, biological process: regulation of DNA-templated transcription.